Gongylonema pulchrum is the source of this 270-nucleotide messenger RNA. The record is from the annotation of a GenBank genome assembly. NCBI's taxonomy places the organism in Eukaryota, Metazoa, Nematoda, Chromadorea, Rhabditida, Gongylonematidae.
GAGUGCUCGACAUCGAAAUCCUCUCGUCUCGCUAGCAGUGGUCCCGGCACAUCAGGCAUGGAUCCGAAAUAUAUUCCUGGUUUGAAGAGUGAAGGGAUUCCGAUCCAAGCGCAACCGUCAACCAGCACAAAUCCUGUCGCUUCAACAGCAGCAUACCGUGAUUUUUUCGUACCAGCAGCAAGCGCGAGCGCCUACCAGCACCCUAUGCAUACCUUUUUUUCCGGGUUCGUCUUUUAUUAUUCAUACUUUUAUUCAUAUUUUUUCGUUUAA